AUGUUCCGAAGGGUAUUUGGAAUCUCUAAUAGAUGCACUCCUACUCGUUUACGAUACUUAAGAGAGUAUGUAUGUUUAAGAGAGGCUGCAAAUCCAUCAGCUUAAUAAGCCUAAAUAGCUUAAUUCCAAUAAGUGUCAAAUAAAUAUGGAUUGGCAGUUCCUCAAUUAGCAACUUUAUCUGGAAUCUUUUAAUUAAGUCAAUUACUAAGACCUUAAAAUUUCCCAAAUCCUAAUGAUUACAAAAUACAUGUUGAAAAGUUAGAACUAUUGUUUAGACAAUCCUAACAAAGUAAUGAGACUUUAAGUUAAUUUGCAUAAUCCCUCGAAUUUAAAAUUCCAGAAAUAGCAAAACUUACUAAUGAUGCUAGAAAAUAGGCUGCCUAAGAAUUGUUUAGCAUUUAUUUAGAAGGAAUUCAUUAUGAUAAUUUAGUCUCACCAGGCUAUGUUGAGUAAUUAGAAUCAAUUUACAGACAAAGAACAAAAGAAGCAGCCAAAAAAAUUUAAGCAGAAGUUAAGGAUCCCUAAUUAGCAACCUAAUUAAUAUAAUCCCUUGAAUCGAUCUUAGAAAAUUAUUAAUUCCAUUAAGGAAGAUAUGUUGGUUUGAUUAAGUCAUUCAUAGACACUCUCUAAGGCACAGAAGUGUAAGUAACUUAAAAAUUGGAUCAACAAACCCAAGAGAAAUAAUUAUUCAUCCAAACUGUAGACAAAGCAACAAAGAAAUUCUCUGCCGAAGAUUAAGAGUAUGCCAGAAAUGUCGAUGGACACGAUUACAAAUUAUUCCUUUAAGAAUUAUAUGAGAAAGAAUAUUAAUCUGGAUUUGCAUAGAAUAGAUUUAAUGAAAAAGGAUAAAAAUUGGUUUAUGAAUCAUAGGCAUAAGAACAUCACGUUCUAAGAUAUCAAAUUUUAGCAGGAGUGUUUGCGGGCUACUUCCUCUAUUUAUUCUACAGAGGUGAUGCCUAUUACUCAACAAUCCAGCCUUCUUCUAUUUGGCUAAGUAGGGACAAGCCAAAAAGAGCUAUUCCAUUUGUUAGACAAGUGCUCAAAAACACUGACAACACCUAUGAGGUUGUUUUUGAAUAGAAUCGAAUAAUUAGUAGAAUUGAAAAUGUACAACCAGGUUAAAUCAAACUUGCUCAGGAUACUCAAUUUGCCAAUGCACUCGUCCUUGGCAAUCCAACAGAUUUCGGAUAUCACGUUAAGGUUGCUGACAAUUCAUUUAUUGCACCAUACUUAUAUAGUGGAAAUGGUUUAGAUUUCAGAGCAUUUAUUAAUGUUUGAUUCAAUAAUAUAAAUCACAAUAAAAACAAAACU
This is a messenger RNA of Paramecium tetraurelia, 1311 nucleotides long. RefSeq lists its product as uncharacterized. Lineage: Eukaryota; Ciliophora; Oligohymenophorea; Peniculida; Parameciidae. The transcript has 7 exons. The record is from RefSeq and is a predicted model, not a curated record.